Molecule: messenger RNA, 561 nt
Organism: Ceraceosorus bombacis
Lineage: Eukaryota; Fungi; Basidiomycota; Exobasidiomycetes; Ceraceosorales; Ceraceosoraceae
Source: the annotation of a GenBank genome assembly
AUGACGGGCACGAACCAGCACAUGACGAAGCUGGAGGAUAUUGCGACCAAUAUCGACGGUACUACGCAGACCUCCUUCUCGUGGACAUGCCCAGAGGUCGAACCGUACAGCGCCAUUUACUUCUACCAGUUCACCGACUCUGACGGGGCCAAUCCCACCUGGUGCACUCGCUUCACCAUCGCUUCGGCAGACGGAAGCACCGUUCCGCCUCCUAACGACAAGCAACCCGAGGGAGAUUCCAUUCCGUGGGGAGAGGGAAAGUUGGUCAACGGAGCUUCUAGUCCUGAUUCGUCUGGAGGUAAUGCCAGCGCUGGAGGCAAUUCCAACAGCUCUAGCCAAACUAGAUCGUCUGGCAGCUCUAGCAGCUCUUCCGGUAGCUCCACCACCUCCUCCAGUCGACCCACCAGCAGCUCCGCCAGCAGCAACAGCAACACCAGUGGCAACACUACCAGCAACAGUAACACCAGUGGCGGAUCUAGCGGUGCAUCUUCCAUUCGGCCCAUUGCUUCCUCUGCUGUCGCUCUCGUCAGCGUCCUGAUGGGCGCCGCAAUCUUGCUCUAA